Fonticula alba is the source of this 4082-nucleotide messenger RNA. RefSeq lists its product as hypothetical. The transcript is spliced from 4 exons. Lineage: Eukaryota; Rotosphaerida; Fonticulaceae. Gene Ontology annotation, molecular function: serine-type endopeptidase activity. Bases 1 to 3912 code for a protein of 1303 amino acids. Gene Ontology annotation, biological process: proteolysis. The record is from RefSeq and is a predicted model, not a curated record.
AUGGGUGCUGGCACAUCCUUCCCCGCCGAGGUGUCCAACCUCAAGGGGCAUCCCUGCAGCAUCCCCCGCCAUGCCUCCGACGCCCAGGUGCCCGCUUGGCAGGCGUUCUCCGCGCACACCGAUGCCUUGUCCUUCACCCAGGUGGCCGUGACGGGACUUGGCACACGCGAAUCUGGCUCGGCCCUUGGAGCUGCUCUUGGUCGGCUGGCCAUCAGUGGCGGUGUGCCUGCUGGGCCAGCUGGCGCGGCCAUGGCGUCGGCCAAUCCACCCACCGGCGUUCUUUCGGGCCAGGCCACGGUCAGCGUGGUGGCCACCCGUCGUAAUCCCUUCACCCAGAAGAAGGUGUCCCAGUUGCUGACAUUCACGGCCGGCGUGCGCCCCUCGGCCGGGCCCGCCCCCGGGGCCGACAUUCACAAUGUCUCCCCGGACCAGGAGAGUGUUUCCAUGCAGCUGGUGAGCACCAGCGACCUGGGCGACCUCGUUCGCGUGUGCUGGUCCCCCUCGCGUCGGCGCCGUCUGCAAAUCCGCAAGGCUGACGAUGGGAAGGCUUUCCAUGUGGAGAUCCAUGAGGGCACGCAUAUGUUGGCUCAGGCAUGCGUCCCGCGGACCCAGAUUUCGGAGGUGUACACCGAUUCUCUCUUUGGUGGAUGCAUCUCCUGGUCGGCCUCCGAGUCGGAGGUCUGCUUCAUCGCGGAGCUGGCCCCGGAGCUGGCCCAGGCCAAGCAGAGCACCCCGCAGCCGGUCAUGGCCGAUCGCACACGCACGCCUGCCCCCCGGUCGACCGCCCAAUCGGCCACCACCUCGGCCACUCCCUCCAACACCGGUACCCCGGUGGCCGGGACCCGCCCGACCGAUGCCAAGCCCUCGGCCAAUCCCCCCACCAACUCGGCUCCCAUGGGCUCCGCCGCUGUGGCGGCCUCGGCCCCCGAGGUCAAGUACGAGCACCAGCCCACUUGGGGCGAGGGAUUCAAUCAGCUGGGCCUGCCGGUGAUUGUGCUGUGCCGGCUGCUGGCGCCCCCCUCGGCCGGGACUUCCGACAUGGAUGCCCUGCCUUCGAGCUCCGCGGACCUGUGCGAUCGCCCGCACCUUGGCCACAUGGCCGACUCCGGGGUGCCUGCCUACUAUCUGCGCCCGAUGCUCGAGGUGACCGUGCUGGAUUCGCUGAGCCCCUCGCUGCUGCCGACCGGGCUCUGUCUGCUGGACGGUCAGAAUGGCGGCGGCCACCUGCAGCACGGCGAGUCGCAGCCUGGCUCCGGAACGGGACGCGUGCGGCUCCUUUGCUCGACCAUCUCCCGGGAUGCCUGGUCUCUGGGGAUCAAGCACUGCCUCAACCGUGAGGCCGCCCUGCACCUGGUGACCGUGCAGCCGGACACCGCAUGGCAAGCGGACCAGCUGGCGGCCGGCGCAGCCGGCGAGCUGGUUCGCUUGAGCUCCACCAACCCCCAGCUAUUGGUCAGCCACCUGCCGGUGCCGGUCUCCGGCGAGGCCUUCAGCUACCGGUCGCUGGUGGCCAGCCCCUGUCGCCAGCGGGUGGCCUUCCUCGGGACGGAGCCCUCCGCCCCCCAUGGAUCCACCUCGGCCCUGUACAUUUGGGAUGACAUUGUGAUGGAGACCGGCCUGGCGGAUGGCCGCUCCUCGGCCGGCACCGCCACGCCAACCAAUGCCCGGGCUCCGGUGGCCCCGCGUGCGGCCUACCGCGCAUGCCCCUUCUUCCUGUUCACCGAGUCCCUGGGCUCCGGGCCGGAGGGGUCCUGCUGGUCGCCGGACUCGCGGAAAAUCCUCCUGAGCACGGAUCAGGGCUUCUCGCGCAUGCUGCUGAUCUUCUCCCUGCCGCCACAUCCCGGCUCGCUGACUGCCUCGGAGGGAGCGGCCGCCGCAGUGGCCGGCGGCCGGGCGGAUGGCAGCCUCUUCCGGGCCACGCGCGUCAAGGUGGUCAAUGCCGAUGCCCUGAGCAUGAUGCUCAUGCGCCGGGUGGGGCUGACCCCAUUGAAGCUGGGUCAGCCUCAAAACCUCCCCUCAUCCAAGAUCCUCACUCAUGAUCCGACGCAAAUUGGCUGCUUCACCCUGCUCCAUGUGGAUCCGGCCUCGGGGGAUGCCUUCCUGACGUGGUCCUCCCCGGCGCACAGCGGCUCGCUCGUGGUGGUCCCCCGGAUUUUCGAGUACUUGGCGCUCUUCCACACGGCGGACAUGCCGCUGGAUGCGCAAAUUUCCACGCAAAACCUCUGGCGCAUGGACCAACUGUCGGCCAACUUGCUGGAUGCCGUGCGGUAUCAUCCAUUCGAUGCGGCCCCGGGGGAGCGGCUGGACUCGGGCUCGGCCGCGGCCACCGCCUCCACCCCGGGCGGGGUGUCCACGCCUCUGGGUGACAUCGACGACGAGGAGGAGGAGUCGGCCGACCAGCUGGCAGCCGACCUGCUCCCGGCACACUAUCUGACCUACUGCGAGCCGGCGCACUCGGGAGCCUGCCUCUUUGUGGGCCAAACCGCGCCGGACAUCGGGUCGUCGCUGCUGAUCCACCGGAUCCCCUCGGAUCUGUCGCGCCUGGAUGCACAUGGCCAGCCCAUGAGCGAGAAUGAUGUUCAGGCUUUGUCGCCGCCUCAGCUGCGAACCCCGGACGCCGCCGGGCGCCGGCGCUAUCGCCAACUGAAAACCUCGGAGAUCGAGUGUCUGUUGGUGAUGCCGCUGUCGCCGGAGAAGUUCUGCGACCACUGUGAGCGCCGGCUGGAUGUCUGCCGUGAUGAGGUCGACUCCGCCGCCGGUCCGCUCGGUCGAGGGAGUGUCUCUUCUCUUCCCGGACGGGGAUCCACCACCUCGCAGCAGCAGCAGCAGCAGCACCACCACCACCACCACCACCACCACCACCACCACCAGUCGCACGGGCACCGCAGUGAUUGCACCGGAAAGCCCCCGGCCGAGCCCAUUCACACCCCGGCUUCGGUUCCGCUGGUCGUGUCGCCGCACGGUGGCCCGCACUCGGUCAGCCUGAGCACUUUUUCCCCGACGGUGGCCACCCUGGUGUCUGCUGGCCAUGCCGUUCUGUUGGUUAACUACACCGGCUCCCUGGGCCGGACGAUGUCCUUCGUGCAUGCCCUUCGCGGGCAUGUUGGACGUCGCGAUGUCGAUGAUGUCCACCUGUGUGUCAAGCAGACAUUGUUGCUUUUCCCCUGGCUGGACCGCACGCGUGUCGGCAUUUUCGGCGGCUCGCACGGUGGCUUCCUGGGAGCCCAUCUGAUGGGUCAGCAGCCGGGGCAUUACCGCGCGGCGGUCCUUCGGAACCCGGUCAUCGAUAUCCCUGGUACGGGGUGGCUUUCACAAAACCGCCGGAGGGGGGAGGGAUGUUUUCUUCUUUCUUUCUUUCUCCUCCCCGCUUUUUUUCAUCCGCCUCCAAACAGGCCACCUCCCCAAAGGCUGACACGCAACUCGUCUCCCGGUGCUGGCGGUCCGUCAUCGCACCUUGGAUUGCAUCCUCGUGCCUUUCUCUGCAACAAAGCCAUGUCCGUUGUGACCGACAUUCCAGAUUGGUGCUUCCUCGAGACACAGACGUCCUUCGACUCGGCCUUCUGGGAUGCCAGCAGCAUCCAGAAGCAGUUUGAGAUGUCUCCCGCUCGCCAUGCCAACAGUAUGUAUCCCCAUCAGAGCCUGGGCUGGCCUCUUGCUUCUCCAUCCCCGGCCCUGCCUUCGCUUGAUCAGGCAUUUUGCCUUGCUGACGCCCGCCAUGUGUUUCCUUUCUUUCUGCAGACAUUCGUUCGCCGACCAUGGUCAUGCUUGGCCUCGAUGAUCUUCGCGUGCCGCCCUCGCAGGGCCGUGCUCUCUAUCGCUUCCUCCGGUCGAAGGGCGUCCACAGUCGACUUCGCGAAUAUCCCGCCGGCCAUGGGCUCGACUCGGUGGAGGUCGAGCGUGAUGUCGCUCUGACGGUGGCCGACUUCUUCGAGGAGAACCUGUAACAUGGGAUGUAUCCAUGCGAAUCCGUGGAUGGAUGAGGGCCGGCGAAUGGAAGGAUGAAUCAUGCCAUGGUGAGAGCAGUGAAAGGAAAAGCGAGCGAGCGAGCAAGCGCGCGCGCGAGAAAGAGAGAGAGAGAGAGA